This is a messenger RNA of Cajanus cajan (pigeon pea), 3048 nucleotides long. NCBI's taxonomy places the organism in Eukaryota, Viridiplantae, Streptophyta, Magnoliopsida, Fabales, Fabaceae. The record is from RefSeq and is a predicted model, not a curated record.
GGUGCUAUAUACCACAACACAUGCAAAUGUCUGCAACCAAGACUCUGAUGGUCACAGAAGCUUCCAUGCUUUGCAACAAAUCUAUCCCUUUGAAUUUCCACCUUCUUAGUCUCAGCCAUGCACGUAGAUUUGGACUAGUGUGCUCAUCGAGUAAGAAUGGUGAGAUGAAACUCAUUAGAGUUAGGAAAAAAGGGAAGAGAAUUUCACCAACCAUGGUAGCUCUCAAUGAGGGUGAGGUUGUGCCUGAGAAGUCCUCUACCUUGAAGCUUUCGGCUUUGGUCACUGUGAGAAAUGGUAAUGAUGAUAAUAAUAAUAUGGUGAGUAAUCUUCUCACCAUUUUCGGGCCUCCUAAGCAGACCCAAGGUGUUGUUCUUCAACUUGUUAGCACAGAGUUUGAUCCAAGGAGAAUGGAUGGAAAAUUGAGCAAGAAAACAGUUUUAGAGUUAUCCGAAGAGCAUAAAUUUGGAGGUGAGGGAAGAAGCAUCUCCUACAAAGUCGAUUUCAUGGUGGAUUCAGAUUUUGGGGUUCCUGGUGCUGUUACCGUCGUCAACAACUAUCACAACGAGUUCUUCUUGGAAACCAUAACCGUUGCUCAAAAUAUUCAUUUUGCUUGCAAAUCUUGGGUUCAACCAAGUAAGCUUCACCCUCAGAAUCGAACUUUCUUCGUCAACAAGGCUUAUCUACCUAGUGAAACACCAAGUGGAGUGAAGGAGCUAAGAGAAAGGGAACUGAUGCAGCUAAGAGGUGAUGGUAGUGGAAGAAGGUUAUCUUGGGAAAGGGUUUAUGACUAUGAUGUGUACAAUGAUUUGGGUGAUCCACACAUGGGAGAAGAACAUGCAAGGCCAACACUUGGUGGCCAAUGCAACCCUUAUCCCACACGUUGCCGCACCGGACGCCCACCUACUACCACCGAUACGAAAGCAGAGUCACGACCGAGAGAAUCAGAGUUAAUAUACGUUCCUAGAGAUGAAGAAUUGGGGGACAUAAAGAAAGAAACUAUAGAUCAAGGAAAAUUGAUGGCUAUCCUUCGGAAUAUUAUGCCUGCGUUUACAGAUAAAAUCUUGGGCAACGAGGGAGUUUUCAACAUUGAUCACUUUAUUAAAGACUCAGGCCAAUCUGAACCCUUGUCAUGGAAUCUGUUCAAAUUUGGAGGUGCCAUUCAAGAAUUUUUUAAAUUCGACCCUCCAAAAGUAUUUUCAAGGGAAAAAUCACAUUUCAUACAAGAUGAUGAACUUGGACGUCAAGUUCUUGCUGCGUUCCCUCUAAGUAUUGAAAGGCUAAAGGUUUUCCCACCCGAGAGCAAAUUGGAUCCCUCAAAAUAUGGUUCAGUAGAAUCAGCAUUGAAAGAAGAACACAUCAUAGACCACCUUGAAGGAAUGUCAAUACAACAGGUGUUGGAAAAUAACAAGUUGUUUGUACUGGACUAUCACGAUGUUUACCUUCCAUUCCUGCAUGGGAUUAAUGCACUUGAGGAGCGCAAAGCUUAUGCAACCACCACAAUUUUCUUCCUCACCAAAAUGGGAACACUGAAGCCCAUUGCCAUCCAGCUUGCACUCCCAACGGAGAAUCCAAACACUUCAUCAAAGCAAAUUCUCACCCCUCCCAAAGAUGCCACCUCCAAAUGGCUCUGGCAACUUGCCAAAGCACAUGUUUGCUCUAAUGAUGCUGGUGUUCAUACACUUGUACACCAUUGGUUAAGAAUACAUGCUUGCAUGGAACCAUUAAUAAUUGCAGCUCAUCGUCAACUGAGUGUGAUGCAUCCUAUAUUCAAGCUUUUGCAUCCCCAUAUGCGAUACACACUCAAGACAAAUGCAAUAUCGCGUCAGACACUCAUCAAUGCUGAAGGUACCAUUGAGAUAGACCACACUCUAGGGAGAUACUGCAUGCAAUUUAGCUCUGCUGUCUAUAAAGAUUGGUGGCGGUUUGACAUGGAAGGUUUUCCUGCUGACCUCCUUAUAAGGGGUUUAGCGGUUCCAGAUACAACCCAACCACAUGGCAUUAGACUACUUAUUGAAGACUACCCUUAUGCAGCCGAUGGACUUCUCAUAUGGUUCAGCAUAGAGAAGUUGGUCCAAACAUAUGUGAACCAUUACUAUAGAAACUCCAUUGCCAUUUCUUCUGACAAUGAACUCCAAUCUUGGUACAGAGAAUUCAUCAAUCUUGGACACCCUGAUCAUAAAAAUGCUAGUUGGUGGCCUGAACUUGCCAACCCUGAGGAUCUCAUCUCCAUUCUCACCACUGUUAUUUGGAAUGUUUCAGCACAGCAUGCUGUCUUGAACUUUGGUCAAUACCCUUAUGGAGGGUAUGUUCCAAUUCGUCCACCACUAAUGAGAAAACUAAUUCCCAAGGAGGAGGAUCCUGAGUACACAGAUUUUGUCAAGGAUCCACAGAGAUAUUUCUUGUCAUCACUGCCAAGUUUAUUUCAGGCAUCAAAGUUCAUGGCUGUGACCAACAUUGGCUCUGCACACUCACCUGAUGAGGAAUAUAUAGGAGACAUAAAGGAUUUGUCUUCUUGGGUGGGGGAGCCUGAGAUCAUUGAUGCAUUCAAUCAAUUUUCAAUGGACAUGAAAAGUAUUGAGAUGGAGAUUGGGAGAAGAAAUGCUGAUCCAAAACUUAGAAACAGAUGUGGCGUUGACGUUUUACCAUAUGAACUUCUUAUACCAAGCUCAGGCAUUGGGGCAACAGGACGAGGGGUGCCAAAUAGUGUUACAGCAUAAUAGUUCAAUAUGUGGACAAACCAACAACUGAAUCAAAUCAAUUGUCUGUUAUUCUUCACCUUAGCUGGAUUAAAAUGGAUUCCACAUUCAGUCCCUGGAAAACACAAUAAAAAAGAAAAUACAAAAAGGAAUAAUGCAACCUAUGCAGGCUUGAAAUCAUUUGCAUGUGUGUAAUGAGUAGCAUUAAGAUUUGAAAGUUAAGCCAUUCCUUUCUAGUUAACUAUAAUGUGUACAAACUUGAUACAUUGGACCAGAGUAAACUGUAAAAAUAAAACUCAAAAUGUGUAUUAAAAAGCAAUAUUCUUAAUUAGGAAUAUGGUUGUUGUGUUCA